AGCUGAGCAGCACUUCGGACAGGACUGUCUCCUCCACCUCCACUCUCCUCCUCCUCCUCCUCCACUAACCUUCCUCUUUUAAACCACUUUGUGCGUGUGCGCUGGUCACAGUGAUAGUGGCAUCGCUGGGAGGCUGCAGAGACACUUUCAUCUGACUCCACAGUGCGGAGGUUUCCCGGACGGACCAGUGACGCUGCGUAAUUAUAAGUAAACCAAAGCAACUAUAAAUAAAAGAAGAAAGAAAAAAAUAACCGGUGCCUCUGGGAUUAAGAUGAACAUUUCUCCAGAAGGGCUUUCCUCUAUAUAGCAACGCAUUUUUCUGAUCCAGAUUUGUUUCAUGUGUCUCCCGCACACGAAGAAGGAUGACUGCUACCUUUCCUCUGGUGGUUCUGUGCGCGCUGGCAACGUUAGUGCUGGGGUCCAAGACUGAACGGGCUUUGAAUGUUGAUUGUGACACGGGCAAGUUCACCGACAGUGGGGAUUGCUGUUUGGAGUGUCCACCUGGAGAGGGAGUGGUGAAGGAAUGUGGCGCCACUCAGACCAUCUGCACUCAGUGUUUGGACAGUGAAACCUACUCAGAGAACUACAGCCUCACAGAGAAGUGCAAACCAUGCACCCAGUGUACCGGACUGAUGCGGAUGCAUACGCCCUGCACUGACUCCAAUAAUGCCGAAUGUGUCUGCGCUUACAACUUCUACUUCAGCAGUGUCUCUGGAAAUUGUGAGCCAUGCACUGUGUGCCCACUGGGACAGGGUGUUUUCUCUCAGUGUUCUGCUUACCAUGACACAGUGUGUGAGGAAUGUGUGGAUGAGACCUAUUCUGACCGGGAAAGCCACCUGGAACCUUGUCUACCCUGUACCAUCUGUGAGGAAGAUAUCGAGACUCUGGUGUCUGAGUGCACGCCGUUCAGUGACUCUGUCUGUCACAAUCCAAACCUUCCUGUAUACACCCCUACCUCGGACGAUCCGCUUGCAUCGUCCUACCCUGACUACCCGUUCCUAGAUGCCUCCACCAGCCCAUUGCCGAGUGAAGAAACAACCACGUCUAGCGGCCGUGGUCCUCACUUUCUUGGCCGCAACCUUAAUGAAAACCUCAUCCCUAUUUACUGUUCAAUCCUGGCUGCUGUGGUGGCCGCUGGUGGCUUGGUGGCCUACAUUGUGUUUAAGAGGUGGAAUAGCUGCAAGCAAAACAAGCAAGCAGCUAAUAACCGUGCCGCUACAAACACCCAGAUGGUAACACCGGAGGGAGAGAAGCUGCACAGCGACAGCGGCAUCUCAGUGGACACUCAGAGUCUGCAGGAGCAGCAACACACACAGGCUGAAACCCAGCCUCAGCCGUCACGCUCACAUACACAGGAACAAAUAGUGGUGAGGGUGGAUGGAAGCCCCCAGCCUGACUCACCUACGCCUGAAGUCUGAGGAUGAGAAGGAAGAAAGGCUUAGACACAGAAGGAAGGGGGUGCCACAGAGAGAAUGUAAAAACAUAUGUUGAUUCAUAAUUCAAGUGGCUACAGGAUAAUGUACACAGACCUUCCGAUAUGCUUGGGACUACCUUCUGAGACUCUUCAUCCCUGCAUGUUGAGUCAAACUCUGUCUAAAAGCGUGCCUGGAAAAAAUAUCUCUGGCAAUAUCAACCGACCUAGUAAAAUGACAUGCAUCGUAGUUAAUAGGAGUUGCCAGUUCAACACACACUUACCUUUUACCUUCUCAAUUUUACUUUAUUUCCAUUAUCCGCUACCAUGUAAUUUUUCAUGCUUUUGUUUGUUGUUCUAACUUCUUGUUUUAUUCUGUAACACCCAAACCUCUCAGAUAUCCCCUUCUUUCUCCAAAGGAAUCACUCUAUUGGUAUCAGUGAUACAAAAAGCAGCAGGGGUGCCAUGACUCAUUUCUGCUUUUCCUGAAAUCUUUUCCUCUUGUAUCACUUAACAACCAGUUUUAAUGAAAUGUUUGUCAUUGUUUGAGAAUGGCUAUCAGGACUCAUCCAAGUGACUCAUGUUUUGAUGAGGCUUCACUUACUUAGCCUGCUCAGUAAUUAACUUUUGUGAAUAAUUAGACAGCUCUUCCUAUGUAUCAAAGAUAUAAACUCCCUCUCUUGCAGUGCCUCCAGGGAUUGUAUUUCAGCAACUUCAUGUUCAUCAUGUCUGUCUCAUGUUUGUGUUAAUGUUCCUUUUUUUGGCUUUAGUUACACGUCUGAAUAAGCAGGCUGCCUUUACUUUGCUCUACAGAGUUGGGAUGUGCAACAUGAGAGUAACAUCUCUGGACUGUGGAGCACUGCUGAUUCAUCCAGAGUUGUCUGACGGGGAAUUAAAGGGAGG
Cyprinodon variegatus (sheepshead minnow) is the source of this 2314-nucleotide messenger RNA. It is a transcript of the gene ngfra, whose product is annotated as tumor necrosis factor receptor superfamily member 16-like. The coding region runs from base 363 to 1418 and encodes 351 amino acids. Lineage: Eukaryota; Metazoa; Chordata; Actinopteri; Cyprinodontiformes; Cyprinodontidae. The transcript has 6 exons. The record is from RefSeq and is a predicted model, not a curated record. Gene Ontology annotation, biological process: Rho protein signal transduction. Gene Ontology annotation, molecular function: death receptor activity; nerve growth factor binding; coreceptor activity. Gene Ontology annotation, cellular component: cell surface; plasma membrane.